Cucurbitaria berberidis CBS 394.84 is the source of this 1470-nucleotide messenger RNA. RefSeq lists its product as uncharacterized. The record is from RefSeq and is a predicted model, not a curated record. The coding region runs from base 1 to 1470 and encodes 489 amino acids. The transcript has 6 exons. Gene Ontology annotation, biological process: regulation of gene expression. Gene Ontology annotation, molecular function: protein binding. Lineage: Eukaryota; Fungi; Ascomycota; Dothideomycetes; Pleosporales; Cucurbitariaceae. Gene Ontology annotation, cellular component: nucleus.
AUGAGCGACCUGAGAGAUCGUUUGGCGCGAUUGGGACUGUCCCAAUACUUUGAAGUACUCGUAGCUGAGGGGUUCGACACAUGGGACACGGUACUGGACAUUACAGAAACAGACUUAAGUCACCUCAACGUCAAGCUUGGACAUCGAAGGAAAAUCCAACGUGCCAUCGCCGAAUGGCGGGGACAGCCCGCUGAUCGAGCAUUACCUCCUGCGCUGGGAAGAACUGCAAGCGCGGCAGAUUCGUAUCGAAGCGAGGACUCUGGACCUGAAAGUAAAGGCAAACACGGAGAUACGUCUACAGCUGUUACUAGUGCGCCAGGUACAAAGCGAAAGUACCGAAGACAUCCCAAACCUGACGAGCACGCACCGGAGCGACCUCCAUCGGCCUAUGUCAUCUUUUCUAACCAAGUCAGAGAGUCUUUGAAGGGACAAGACCUAACUUUCACUGAGAUCGCCAAAGUUGUAGGCGAGAGAUGGCAAAUCCUGCCAGCGGGGGAACGCGAAGCCUGCGAACGACAAGCUAAUAGUGCGAAAGAAAAGUACUACGCGGAAUUGGCAGAGUACAAAAAGACGCCGCAAUUCGAAGCAUACCAAAAAUACUUGGAAGACUUCAGGGCAAAGCAUGCUGCAGCUACGAAAGAAGGCAAACGUUCGAAAUUAGAGACCGAGACGAGUACGUCCACUCGAAGUGGCAGCCACGACCAGCACGAACGAGCAAUGAACAGAAGAAUGAGCUCCGCUCAGUCGGAUUCUUUUGCAACAGGACAGCAACGAUUAGAUCAAAGUCCUCCAAUAGGCCCCGCGCGUCUUCCCACGGGCCCAUCGUAUUCUUCAAAACCUACAUCACCAAUUACACAAUCCCUCCCUGGGUUGCAGUCUCCUAGGCCCGGCGGUUAUUACUCUGUAUCUGCAUCUCCGCGAUCGGCGGCAUUGCAAAAAGAAAAUCACCUCGACAUGAAUACCAUAGAUCCAGCGCGAGACUUGAGAGGACCGAUGGACACUAGCUUACCAUAUCAUCCUUCCGCACACUAUGAAUCCCAUCGCCAAACUACAUCUACAACACCUCCGUCGUAUCCUUACCAGACACAAUACCAGACUCAUAUAGAUGUUUCUUCUCGAAGGACAUUGAGAGACUCUGCACGACUCCCUGGCCUCUCUCAUGAAGAUACGACCUUGUCCUCUGAAAGCAGUCAUAGCGGGUACAGCUAUCCCUUAGCGGCCAUGCCUGAACAAGUCCUUCCUGUAGAUCCAGGCAGAACAUCGCGUAUGCUCCCCCAUCCCACGCCUAGCAUCGGGCCAAUCAAGCCAUCGCCGUCACCUUUGGACCGUCCACCACCCGCGCGUGCCCAGGCACAAGAACCACUCCAGGACUACCGAACUCAAGGGCCCCUCGCAGCCUUAGUAAUAGCUGGAGAACUAGCCUCAAGAGCAGCGGACAGUCAAGUAGGAGAAGAAAAGGGGUUUCCAUGA